ACAGUUGAGAUCACAGAGCUACUACCUCUCCCCCUUCAAAAGAAACCACUCGGCUCCAUUUAUUUCAGAAUCUAGAGGAAGUUGACAAAGUGUCACAGCAGCGCUUACACGAUGUGGUGGACAGUUUUCAGCUUGCUGGCUUGGGUCCCAGUACAAGACGCCUUCCUGACCAGCCCCGCAGGCUCCAUCGCGGUGGAGGAAGGCCGCACGCUCACUCUGAACUGUGCCACCUCUCAGGAGGAGACCCCGUCUCUGCAGUGGUUAGCCCCCUCAGGGUUCACCAUUUUUUUCAAUGAGCAUCCUGCUUUAAAAAAUACCAAAUACCAGCUUCUUCAUCACUCCCCCAGUCGGCUCUCCAUCAGCGUGCUGAACAUAACUCUGCAAGAUGAAGGCGUGUACAAGUGUUUACAUUACAGCAACUCUGUGAGAACAAAGGAAGUGAAAGUGACUGUGCUAGCAAUUCCUUCCAAACCAACCCUGGAAGCUUCAGUUAUCAGGACUCAAGAUGAAGAGGAACACGUUGUACUUAAAUGCUUCACCAUGAGAAGCAAGCCCCCGCCGCAGAUAACCUGGCUUCUGGGGAACGGCGUCGAGAUCUAUGGUAAAACCCAUCAUGAAUUUGAAGCUGAUGGAAAGAAAUGUAAUACGACCAGUACACUCAGAUUCCACACCUAUGGCAAAAACUCAACAGCAGAUUGCAUUAUCCGACAUAAAGGCCUGCAAGGAGGAAAAUUGAUUGCACCCUUCCGAUUUGAAGAUUUGGUUACUGAUCAAGAGACAGCUUCAGAUGCUCUGGAGAAAAGCUCUCCGUCCUCUCAAAACCCUCAGCUGCCCAAUAGUACUGUCACAAUAAUGGAAAACUCCAGUGUAACAGAGAUUGAAAAAGAAGAAGAACAAACUGUUCAAGACCCCGACUUGAUCGCUGAGGCAAAUCCUGAGCCUAUGGGAUUGACAAGGAGGAAAAGCGGCAUCCUGCUGCUCAUUCUUGUGUCCUUCCUCAUUUUCAUACUCUUCGUCAUCGUACAGCUCUUCAUAAUGAAGCUGCGGAAAGCCCACGUGAUAUGGAAAAAAGAAAAUGAAAUUUCAGAACACACACUGGAAAGUUACAGAUCCAGGUCAAAUAAUGAAGAAACAUCAUCCCAAGAGAAAAAUUGCCAAACCUCCCAUCCUAAGAGCUGCAUGAACUACAUCACUCGGUUGUACAUGGAAGCAAAAACAAAGAGGAAAGGAAAUGCACAAAAUUCAAAAUCGAACGGAGAGCUCACUCAUAUACCAGAGAGUACUGUGUAGAGCUCCACACAAGGGAAAAUACGAUUUCGGGGCAGCCACGUCAGCAACUCAAUGGAGCAGCCUGUGGGAAGGAGCAUAAUUACCGCAACAUGAAGAAUAUGCUCUGAGUGCAAUGCAGGACGGUGUCCUCUGAUGUAGCAAAAGAGGACCAAACCAUGGACAUAAGGCUUCACAGUUAGAUAAUAACAAUACCCUAUUAUGCCUGGUACUACUUCAGAGCGGGAGGCUUCUACUAAGCCUUGUGGAUCAGGGUCAGUGUGACCAGUUAACGUCUUACCACGAAAGGGACAGGGUUUUUGAGAUGCUGGACUCUAGUGGAACUACAUUUUAAAAAAAAACAAAACACUUUAAUCUUUCCUUCUGGUCUCCAAAUAAAGGACAUUAGGAUGAAAAAGAUGUAAAGAAGGUCUGUGACUCCAAGGAGGUUACUUUCAAGAUGGACUUGAAGAAGAUGUAACCAGUUCCUGCCACAUCAGGACAAUGAAUCCUUUGGGUGUGACUCUCCCAAGCUCCAAGAAGUGGGUUCCAGGUGGGCCCAAAGACUAGGUUUUUUUGCCAAAUCACAUCAGCCAACCCAAUAAAAGUUUUGACUGGGACACUCUACUGCAAAAACUUGUAUAAAAGAAAAUAAUGAGGUUAAUGUACUGAUUCUUGAUGCAAUGAGUACUUUUUAAAAGGAUAACUUUAUUUAAU
Molecule: messenger RNA, 1983 nt
Organism: Choloepus didactylus (southern two-toed sloth)
Lineage: Eukaryota; Metazoa; Chordata; Mammalia; Pilosa; Megalonychidae
Gene: CRTAM
Product: cytotoxic and regulatory T cell molecule
Exons: 10
Coding region: 112-1290 (392 amino acids)
Biological process (GO): cell recognition; detection of tumor cell; positive regulation of natural killer cell mediated cytotoxicity directed against tumor cell target
Cellular component (GO): plasma membrane
Molecular function (GO): signaling receptor binding
Source: RefSeq, a predicted model, not a curated record